GCGAGCGCGCUAUAAAACCUAAGCCGGUGCGGCCGGGGAACAGAGGCGAGCGCCCGACCUGCAGCAGGGCGAGCGGGACGGAUCUGCGGCGCCCAGUCUUGUUUCUCAAGGCGAGAGGGAAAAGCCUGAUCAUGCAGAGUGUGCAGAGUCCGCCCAAGCGGUGCAUUGGCCUGGCCUUCCUGCUGUUCCAUGUCCUGGGACAGGUCGCUGCCAACCAGCGCUGUCCCACCCAGUGUCCGGCCCGGUGUCCCAAAAUGCCGCCAACCUGCGCCCCCGGGGUGCGAGCGGUGCUGGACGACUGUUCCUGCUGUCUGGUGUGCGCCCGCCAGCGCGGCGAGAGCUGCUCCCUGCUGGAGCCGUGUGAGGAGAGCCGCGGCCUCUUCUGCGACCGCAGAGCGGACCCCAGCGCGGGAACCGGCAUCUGCAUGGCGGUAGAAGGAGACAACUGUGUGUUUGAUGGGGUCAUUUACCAAAGCGGGGAGACCUUCCAGCCAAGCUGCAAAUACCAGUGUGCCUGCAGAGAUGGGCAGAUUGGCUGUGUGCCCCGCUGUGGAGAGGACCUGCUCCUGCCCCAGCCCGACUGCCCAGCUCCAAGAAAAGUUGAAGUGCCCGGGGAGUGCUGUGAAAAGUGGAUCUGUGACUCAAAUGAGAAGGGGGAUUUGGGAGGCCUCGCCCUUCCAGCCUACAGGACAGAAGCCACGCUAGGAGUUGCAGCCUCUGACUCCAGCAUCAACUGCAUUGAACAGACCACAGAGUGGAGCGCGUGUUCCAAGAGCUGUGGCAUGGGGUUUUCCACCCGGGUCACCAACAGGAACCCACAAUGUGAAAUGGUGAAGCAGACUCGGCUCUGUGUGGUGCGGCCCUGUGAACAAGAACACAUGCAACCGGCAGAUAAGAAAGGAAAGAAGUGUCUCCGCACCACAAAGUCACUGAAAGCCAUCCACUUGCAGUUCAAGAACUGCACCAGCCUGCACACCUACAAGCCGAGGUUCUGUGGUGUCUGUAGUGAUGGCCGAUGCUGCACCCCCCACAACACCAAAACCAUCCAGGUGGAGUUCCAGUGCUCCCCAGGGCAGAUCAUCAAGAAACCAGUGAUGGUCAUCGGGACCUGCACCUGUCACAGCAACUGUCCUCAUAACCAUGAGACCUUCCUCCAAGAGUUAAAACCAAACACCAGCAGAGGGGAAAUGUAACAUGUAAUCCUUGAGACGCAUACGUACAGAGGCAAACUGUAGCUACCCACCAUCAAAUGAAUAUAAGAAAAAUUAGGAAGAAUUAUUAUUUUACCCCUGAGUCCUAUGUAUUUUCUGUGGUCAUAUGAGGUCAGUUAUAUCUGUCUUUUUUUUUUUAAAUGAAAGAUAUGAUUAACUGUAAACUUGAAAUCAAGGUAAGCUCAGGAUAGUACUUAGGGAUGACUUACUUUUCUGUGGUAUUGACUACAAAUGAAAAUUUGUAUAAAUUCGAGAAAUCAGCUACAUGUUUUACUGUGUAGACUAUCACAUUACACUCAUCUUAUUCUGUUAUACACUACUGCCAUAUCAAGAAAAUGUCACUGUCAUGAAUGUCACAGUGAAGUUCAAUAUCACACUGAACAUAUUGUCAUAUGAAUAUUUUGCCACAUAGUGAGGUUUGACUUGAGUCUCUGUUGACCUCUCUUUUUGAAUGGCUCAACGCUGAACUCCCAAGUUCAAGGUGUGAG
Messenger RNA from Ailuropoda melanoleuca (giant panda), 1699 nucleotides. RefSeq names its product cellular communication network factor 3 (gene CCN3). The record is from RefSeq and is a predicted model, not a curated record. Gene Ontology annotation, molecular function: integrin binding; heparin binding. Lineage: Eukaryota; Metazoa; Chordata; Mammalia; Carnivora; Ursidae. Gene Ontology annotation, cellular component: extracellular region; extracellular matrix. The coding region runs from base 132 to 1193 and encodes 353 amino acids. Gene Ontology annotation, biological process: cell adhesion; positive regulation of cell differentiation; chondrocyte differentiation. The transcript has 5 exons.